AUGGCGUCUGGUCUCGCAUCGCUGGCUGGUUACGGCAGCGACUCGGACGAAGAAGGUGCUGCACACGCUGUAGCAUCGACCAGCAGCCAUGUUGCGCCAUCUGCACCGGCAGCGCCUCCACCUCGGCCAUCCUCGUCCAAGCUAGGAGCGCUGCUUCCACCGCCACGAGCCGGACUCGAAUCCAAACUUCCUCCGCCAUCCUCUUCAGCGAGUGGGAGCGGCAUAUUUCUGCCGCCGCCCACUUCGACCACAUCGAGCAAGCGCAAGGUGAUCAAAGUCGAUUCGCUUCAAUCCUUCCAGGCGAGCGACGAUGGAAACGACCCGGACGAGGCUGACAGCAAGAAGCCCAGGCUUGGCUCGAACCUGCAGAAAGGAUCUGCGAGCAAGCAUUCCCUCUUUGGAAUGCUUCCCGCACCGAAGCGGAAAGACGACGAAGUUCUGGCCGAGAGGAACAAACAAGCACAGGCGAGGAGAGAAGCAAAGGCGAUCCAAGACGCGGAGGCUUCCACAUCCACACAGACACCGCUCAGCAUCAAUGAGGCCGUUUUGCGCGCCACUUCUCCUACUGAUAAUCAGCCAAAUCUGAAGGAUGCAGAUGAGGCAGACUUGGCUGCUGCGGUCAGCAAACCGAAGGGCAAGAGUAACGAUGCUUUCAGAGCCAUGCUUGGUCUCAAGCCCUCCGCAACGAAGCCACAAGUUCCGCCUGCCACCUCGGCCUCCUCCUCUACAAGCACAGGCAUCAAGCCAGACACGACGACUCAGAACUUGUCAUCCAAGACACCCUCGCAUCCAUCAACAACAAUAUUGAACGUCGCUCCAGGUCCAGGCAGAACAGCACCGAGCAAGCUGGAGGCUAAGGAUUCCAUUGACUUUUUCUCCCUCGCCUCGAAUCACCCUUUCAACAACAACACUGCAUCUGCACCACAAUCUUCAUCGUUUGUAAUCUCGUCAGCCCCAACAAUAGAGCGUCCUGGAAGCUCCUCAUCUCAUCCCAACGCUAGCAUCGACGACGACGUUGACGACGACGAUUCAGCCGAGUAUCCCGGCUGGCAACUCGAUCCAGAUGGCUCGUGGGUGCCUGUCACACCCGAAGCACAUGCUCAGCUGCUCGCCUACCAGCAAUCUCUCUCACGGUCCACUCCUUCCACUACUCCCACAUCCAAGAGUACGUCCAAUCUCGACGGCACACGCGAUCUGCUAGCCGCAGGCUUGACACCCGAAGACAUCCGUGCGUUCGAUGCAUCCACUGCAGCUCGCCAGGCGUAUCUCGAUCCCAACGGCGACGCGGCGGACAACGACAAGUAUGCAGCAGCAGCCGAAUUCGCCGCUGGAAACAGAGAGGUUCAGCAGAGGAAACCAGGCAUGCUCAAGGGCUUGAGAAAGGGUCAGCUCAGCAGUCUUGUCAGUCUGGCAGGCGAAAACAGAAGUCAGCUCGAGAAAAGAUGGCAGAGAAACCGCGAGGCAAAGGCUCAACGCUCGACUCGAUACGGUUUCUGA
This is a messenger RNA of Sporisorium graminicola, 1497 nucleotides long. RefSeq lists its product as uncharacterized. The record is from RefSeq and is a predicted model, not a curated record. The coding region runs from base 1 to 1497 and encodes 498 amino acids. The transcript has a single exon. NCBI's taxonomy places the organism in Eukaryota, Fungi, Basidiomycota, Ustilaginomycetes, Ustilaginales, Ustilaginaceae.